UUGGAGAAAAACCAUUUCAUGUUAACAACUUUACCCACCACACUCUUUUUUCAGUUUUAAUUAUUAUUACUAUACUCCAAAUUUUCAAUCUUGUUAAUUCAAUUAUUAAUAAUCAAUUAUCAACUAUGUUUAUAGCCCUUUUCUUCAUUCCCCUUUUUUCAUUUGAGUUUGAGCUCUUCAAUGGCGUUUCCUCCUUCAAUCUCUCUUCCCUCUGAUCCAUUCGCCUUAAAGCUUCUUCCUUUAUCAAGGAUCUCUGUUCCUGCGCAAAUUACAGCGAAAAUUGAGCUGACCCAGUUGAUAUCUUUAAGGAGAAGUAAGUGUUCUAGUUUAAAGGCUUCGAUGGGGUCUCCGGGAUUUACCCAACAGCUUAAUAACAGCAAGUUAGAGAGUUUGGCUGAAGUUAAAGACGGUCGUGAUGAUAUAUUUAAUGAUCUGAAGGAUAGAUUUUUAAGUUUUAAGAAGGAUGUAUACAUGAAAAAUCCGGAACUGUCUGAAAGUCUCGCCAAGGUUCAAGUACCUAAGUUCAUGGUUAUUGCAUGUGCAGAUUCCAGGGUAUGUCCCUCCAGUAUUUUGGGAUUUCAGCCCGGAGAAGCAUUCACAAUCCGCAAUAUUGCUAAUUUGGUUCCUACCUUUGAGAGUGGACCCACCGAAGUAAACGCUGCAUUAGAAUUUGCGGUAAACACCCUUCUGGUUGAGAACAUCUUAGUAAUUGGCCACAGCUGCUGCGGCGGUAUACGCGCUCUUAUGGGCAUGGAAGAUGACGGCACUACAGGGUACGUAAUUCUAGUCAUUCUUGUUCCUUUUCUAUCUUUAGUAAAUGUGUUCGAAUAUUUUCAUUUUCCUUGUAGGUUUAUAAAAAGUUGGGUUGUUAAUGCAAAGAAUGCGAAAGUAAAAACCAAGGCUGUUGCUUCCACCCUCGACUUUGAUAGCCAGUGCAAACAUUGUGAAAAGGUAUCAAUUAACCAUACCUUAGUAAACCUACUUAGUUACCCUUGGAUUAAAGAGAAGGUGGAGAAAGAAGAACUCUCUAUUCACGGUGGUUACUAUGACUUUACCGACUGUUCAUUUGAGAAAUGGACAUUGGACUAUCGGGGAACCGAACUCGAGGAAAAUGGAAGAAUUGCUACAAAAGAUGAAGUUUUUUGGUCCUGAGUUUUUACUUACCGUUUUCCUGAUUGAUGUACCAGUUUGCGUGUCUAAAAUUCAUACCUAUAGGAUUUCAAAAGCAUAGAUUGAAUAAUGUGUUUUGUAUAACUCAUAAAACAUUGUAACUUAAGUGUUAUUUGAUUAAACCCCAACCGUGUCGUGUGUCUGUUUGUUUAUGGUUUCUGAAAACAUUUCGAGUUAUAAUGUACUACAGGUAUUUUAGCCAGUAAUGAAAUUUAUUUUGCUAUCUA
Vicia villosa (hairy vetch) is the source of this 1397-nucleotide messenger RNA. Its product is annotated as beta carbonic anhydrase 5, chloroplastic-like. The coding region runs from base 181 to 1152 and encodes 323 amino acids. The transcript has 8 exons. Gene Ontology annotation, molecular function: zinc ion binding; carbonate dehydratase activity. The record is from RefSeq and is a predicted model, not a curated record. Gene Ontology annotation, biological process: carbon utilization. Lineage: Eukaryota; Viridiplantae; Streptophyta; Magnoliopsida; Fabales; Fabaceae.